AUGUCUGAAUCAAACGCUGGACAGAUUAUCGUAAGACAGACACCGGAUCAAUCAAAUGCGCUGACCAUUUCAGAAUCUAGUGGUACUUUAAUACAAACGAUUAAACGUACCUCGGGUCUUCAAGCGCCGAUAAUGCUAUUACUCGGGCAUCAGGGAGAAAUAUUCACUGUAAGAUUUAAUCCUUCCGGAGAGCACAUAGCUUCUGGUUCAUUUGAUAGAACUAUAUUAUUAUGGAACACAUAUGGUGAUUGCAUUAAUUAUGGCGUAUUAAAAGGUCAUAAUGGGGCGAUUAUGGAACUUCAAUGGUCACGAGAUUCUAGUAAGAUUUUUUCGUGCGCUACAGAUAAAACUGUUGGCGUAUGGGAUGUAACAACCGGAACAAGAAUAAAAAAGUUCAAAGGCCACACAUCAUUUGUUAAUAGUGUAUCUUCUGCUCGUAGGGGAAAUGAAAUUCUAGUCAGUGGUAGUGAUGAUGGUACCAUUAAGAUAUGGGACCUUCGACAAAAAGAUGCUGUUGACACUUUUAUUCAUCAGUACCAAAUUACGGCUACAUGUUUUAGCGAAGCUGGGGAUUUGGUGUUUGCAGGCUGUUUGGAUAACGAUAUUACGGCCUGGGAUUUGAGGAAGAAAGCCCAUGCUUAUAUUCUCAAAGGACAUCAAGAUACUAUAUCUGGUAUUAGAUUGAGUCCUGAUGGAUCUUAUCUUCUAUCUAACGCGAUGGAUAACACAGUUCGAGUCUGGGAUGUUAAGCCUUUCGCUCCAACCAACCGUCUUCUUAAAAUUUUCGAAGGUGCACCUCAUAGUUUUGAGAAGAAUUUAAUCAGGCCCGCUUGGUCAUCUGAUGGUUCACAGAUAGCCUCAGGAAGCGGUGACCGAACAGUUAUGAUAUGGGAUUUCUCUAGUCGUAAAAUUUUAUACAAAUUACCUGGACACAAAGGUUGCGUCAAUGAAGUAGACUUCCAUCCUAAAGAGCCUAUUAUUGUUUCCGGAAGUACCGAUCGACAAAUUUUCUUAGGUGAAAUCAAUCCAAGUAGUGUUUAGACAUAUAAGCAUGUUCGGAUUAUUUGAAUUUUUUUUUUUAUCUUUGGAUCAUUAAGUUCCAGUUAAUGUAUCUUUACAAAACUCAAUAAAUAGAUUACAUGACAUAGAAAUAUCAGAUUGUGAUUUUAUUUGCAACUUACAUUCGUUUAUUAUAUGGUAUUUGUCAGUGAAAUGAAACCAAACAUUUCAACCAAUUUGUCAAAAUCAGUGGGAUUAAUGAACAAUUGGACUAUUGGUAUUGUUCAGUCCAAAUUCAAAUUUUAUUGGACUAUUGGACU
Molecule: messenger RNA, 1319 nt
Organism: Rhizophagus irregularis DAOM 181602=DAOM 197198
Lineage: Eukaryota; Fungi; Glomeromycota; Glomeromycetes; Glomerales; Glomeraceae
Cellular component (GO): catalytic step 2 spliceosome
Molecular function (GO): protein binding; RNA binding
Source: RefSeq, a predicted model, not a curated record